UGUCUGAGACUCGAUUGCUCAAGUCUCAAUUCUGCCGAGCUUUUUUUCGAUACCGGCAUCUUUUUUUUUUCCUCUCUCUCUCUCUCUCUCUUUCCCCCCUCUCUCUCACUCUUGUCUCGCGUUUUAUUUCUCUUCUUGAGAUCUCAAAAGGCACAAUGACCGGAGAUCAUGGACACCACCAGGUGGAGUCUGGCUCUCGACUAAAUGAUUCCCACAAACAUAAAGACAAGCAUAAAGACAAAGAGCACAGGCACAAAGACCAUAAGAAAGACAAAGAGCGUGAAAAGUCCAAGUACACUAACAGUGAGCACAGAGACUCGUCUGAGAAGAAGCACAAGGACCGCGAGAAAGAGCGAGUGAAACACCGGGAGGACAGCACCGAGAGACACAAAGAAAAGAAGAGAGAAGAGAAGAUUAAAUCCCACAGCUCUAACGGGAAGCAUAAGAGGGAGAAGGAGAACGGCUAUGUCAGUCACAUCAAAACGGAGGAGGACAACGGCUACUGCUACUCUCCAAAGCAAGAGAAGACGGUGAAGAGAGACAGGGAUGAUGACGAACCCGAGUACAAACCCAAAAAGAUCAAAGUGGAAAAGGAGAAUAAGGCGAAAAAACGGAAGCAGGAGGAAGACUAUGAUGACUACGAAGAGGAAGAGGACGUAAAGCCGAAAAAGAAAUCGAAAGACAAGAAAGAGGAUUCGGCUGGAGGGAAGAAGAAGGGCAAGAAGGAGCCGGAAGAGAAAUGGAAAUGGUGGGAGGAAGAGAGAUACACAGACGGCUCAAAAUGGAGGUUCCUCGAGCAUAAAGGUCCCGUGUUCGCUCCUCCGUAUGAGCGACUUCCGGAAAAUGUUAGGUUUUAUUAUGACGGAAAGCCCAUGAAGCUGAGCGAGGCGGCGGAGGAAGUGGCAACGUUCUUUGCCAAAAUGCUUGACCACGAAUACACAACUAAGGACAUAUUUAGGAAAAACUUCUUCAAAGACUGGAGGAAGGAAAUGACCUCAGAGGAGAAGUCCAAAAUCACUGAUCUGUCCAAGUGCAACUUCAUUGAGAUGAGCGAAUACUUCAAAGCGCAAUCGGAGGCUCGGAAACAGAUGACGAAGGAAGAGAAACAGAAAAUUAAAGAAGAGAACGAGCGGCUGGUGGAGGAGUACGGCUACUGCCUGAUGGACAACCACAAAGAGCGCAUCGGAAACUUCCGGAUCGAGCCUCCCGGGCUUUUCCGAGGGCGAGGAGAUCACCCGAAGAUGGGAAUGCUGAAACGGCGCAUUCGCCCCGAGGACAUCAUCAUCAACUGCAGCAAGGACUCGAAGCAGCCCAAGCCUCCUCCAGGUUCCAAGUGGAAGGAAGUCCGUUACGAUAACAAAGUGACAUGGCUGGCGUCAUGGACGGAGAACAUCCAAGGCUCCAUUAAGUACAUCAUGCUGAAUCCCAGCUCUCGGAUCAAGGGAGAGAAGGACUGGCAGAAGUACGAGACGGCACGUAGGCUGAAGAAGUGUGUGGAGAAGAUCCGAGCGCAGUACCGCGAAGACUGGAAGAGCAAAGAGAUGCGAAUCCGACAGAGAGCCGUCGCUCUCUACUUCAUCGAUAAGCUGGCUCUGAGGGCGGGUAAUGAGAAGGAGGAGGGUGAGAGCGCUGACACUGUGGGCUGCUGCUCUCUGCGGGUGGAGCACAUUAACCUGCACCCUGAGAUGGACGGUCAGGAGUACGUGGUGGAGCUCGACUUCCUGGGAAAAGACUCCAUCCGCUACUACAACAAGAUCCCUGUGGAGAAGAGGGUCUUUAAAAACCUGCAGCUGUUCCUGGAGAACAAGCAGCCGGAAGACGACGUCUUCGACAGACUCAAUACGUCCAUUUUGAACAAACAUCUCCAGGAGCUGAUGGACGGAUUGACGGCCAAAGUGUUCCGUACCUACAACGCCUCCAUCACCUUACAGCAGCAGCUCAACCAGCUCACUUGCCCUGAAGAUAACGUUCCAGCGAAGAUCCUCUCCUAUAACCGAGCUAACCGCGCCGUGGCGAUCCUGUGUAACCACCAGAGGGCGCCGCCCAAAACCUUUGAGAAGUCCAUGCAGAACCUGCAGACCAAAAUCGAUGCGAAAAAGGACCAGCUUUCUGCCGCCAAGAAAGAGCUGAAGUCGGCCAAAGCAGACGCCAAGGCCAUGCAUGACGAGAAAAGCAAAAAGGCGGUGGAGACGAAGAAGAAGGCGGUGCAGAGGCUGUCUGAGCAGCUGAUGAAGCUGGAGGUGCAGGCCACCGACCGCGAGGAGAACAAACAGAUCGCCCUGGGAACUUCCAAGCUCAACUACCUGGACCCGCGCAUCUCCGUCGCCUGGUGUAAAAAAUGGGGAGUUCCCAUCGAAAAAAUCUACAACAAAACGCAGCGGGAGAAGUUUGCCUGGGCCAUCGACAUGGCCGACGAAGACUACGAGUUUUAAAAAAAAGCGGCGUUUUAUGAUUUUAGGAGGGUUAGCGUUUAUCCAUCGAAUCCACCGUGUCUGAACGUGUUAAAGCAAAGUGAGGAAACAAAACUGGACAAAACAAAACACACACAAAAAAAAACCCAAACAAACCCUAAACCGUUCCCUAUAAACAAUCCGGCUGAUGAAAUGUUUAAACCGAGUCCUGAACGUGGAACCCUGAGGAGAUCCACCGCCACUUCGCUCCGAUAGACACACGUUAGGCUUUCCACUUGCUUUUGGGGUUUUUAAGUGUCUUAGUCAGGUUUUAGCCAUCGGAUUUAUCGAUGAAUUCUAUAUUUUAAUAUAAGAAAUAAAUCAGAGUUGUUUUAAGAGGCACGUUGGGAACUGAACUACGGAAAGCCAUUUGUGAAAGACUCGAGACUCAGCGUGUGUGUGUUUUUAAACUUCAGCAAGAUGUAGAAAUCCAUCAUGUAACCGAAUCCAUCACCAGGGAUGCACCAAUCCAGUAUUUUUAUUUCCCUCGCCGCUCUGAGAAUCGUCCCGUUCCCAAUACUGAGCCGAUCGUUUCCUUUUAUUUUCAACAGUAUAAUCGUUUCCUGUAUUCUGAGUCACUGAGCCAGAACAACAACUCGAAGUGGGGAAUCUCCAAACGCAUCGCCAUUCCAUUCAAUUUGACUUAUUGAUUGACAAUUAUUUUAAAAAAUCUUGUCUUUUAAAAAAAAUAAUUAAACAGUUAAACAUUUCUGUAUUAUAUUAAUGCUAUUAAUAUAAUCUAGAAAAUGUAAUGCUUCUUAAAAAAUAUUUUUUUAAAUUGAGGAAAAUUUCACUGUGGGUUAAAAAAAAAAAAUCACAAAAGUUAGUAAAGCUUUUAAAUAUGAUAAAUAUUGUACUGUAUUGUAAUUAUAGAAUAUAUUUACAGUAAUGUACCAUAAAUUAUACAAUUACACGUAAUCAAUAAAAUCCAGGAAAUGUGUUUUUUUUUUUUUUUUUUUCAUAUUUUCAUGUAAAAUUAAAUGUAAGAAAACUUACAGAACGUAGCAGAAUUUUUCUUUUAUUACUCAGAAACCAUAAAAAUAAAUAAAGCCGUAAACACAGGAGUGUUUCCUCAAUGCUUCAGAUUUAUUCCCUGUUUUUAGCAAAUCUUAACAGUUUUAUUAUAAUUUUUUUUGUUUGUUUUUAAUGUUUUUAUUAUUUUUUUUGUUUUCUUCUUUUCUCGUCCGUCGUCAGAAUCGUUCACGUUCUGGAUCGGAUCAGGAAAAAAAAAUUUGAUGUCAAUCCACGAUAUCGGAUUGGUGCAUCCCUACUCUUCUUUUAUUUUUGGGAAUUAUUUUUUUUUUAAAUAUAUAUUUGAAUUUUUUUUCUGUUUCUAUCAGGGAUGUACAUUUCAUUUUCGCGAGUAUGUGAAAGGGGUGACCUCCGUGUUAACGCUGACAUUGUAGUGAAUUUUACUUUGUGUUUAGUUUCUUUUUUUUUUUUUUUUUUUUCUGGUUUCUUUUUAUUCCUGUGCAGAAUGUUUUGGGUUUUUUUUUUUUUUUUUUUCCUCGGCAGUACAGUUACAACACUCUUACUUGAAACAUGGCUGGGUGAGACGUGUAUAUAUACACACACACAUACACACACACAUACACACACACACACACGAUCAUAAACAUGAAGAACUGGUUUCUCUAUAUAUGUGAGAUGCAAUUUUUUUGCCAAAUGAAUAGAGAUGUGUAUGAAUACAGUGUACAUGCGGAAGAUUGGGGUCUUCUUUGUAAAGAAUUAGGAACAAAAGUGUCCGAAGUUAACUUUUUAAUGUGAGGCUCUGCACUUAUUUAUAGCUGUUAGAAAGUGUGCUAAAGCUAACUUCAACAUUUUUACCACAUUUAGCCUUAAGCAAUCAUGUUUUAUUAUUUUUAAUAUCAAUCAGUUGUUUUACAAAUAAUAAACCAUGCCACUUUUCUUAUUCUCUCCUUUUAUUUCACUUCCUCGCAUCCAUUCUGACGUCUUGCUUUUGUGUAUUUUCUGUUUUCAGAAUUUAAAUAAACUUUGUAUUGCAAUAA
Pangasianodon hypophthalmus (striped catfish) is the source of this 4459-nucleotide messenger RNA. RefSeq names its product DNA topoisomerase Ib (gene top1b). Gene Ontology annotation, biological process: DNA topological change; chromosome segregation; DNA replication. The record is from RefSeq and is a predicted model, not a curated record. Bases 156 to 2432 code for a protein of 758 amino acids. The transcript has 21 exons. Lineage: Eukaryota; Metazoa; Chordata; Actinopteri; Siluriformes; Pangasiidae. Gene Ontology annotation, cellular component: chromosome; nucleolus. Gene Ontology annotation, molecular function: DNA binding; DNA topoisomerase type I (single strand cut, ATP-independent) activity.